Messenger RNA from Amoebophrya sp. A120, 3299 nucleotides. The record is from the annotation of a GenBank genome assembly. Lineage: Eukaryota; Dinophyceae; Syndiniales; Amoebophryaceae.
GAAAAUCUUUAUCGGACGAUGAAUUUUCAGCAUUUAUUAGUCAGACAAUUUUGCAUUUUUCAACAGGGUCGUGCACGACGUCGUCGACGCGCUACCCCCCACGAUCACGAACACUUCGCCGAGAAGUAGGUUGUCCGAAGACCACGACACCUUAAGAAAGCCAAGAUGUCUACUGCUUCCGUUGAUCGUAAUCCGAGUGGUCCCUUCCUGUCGUGGUUUGCUGGCACGGAAAAGGACAUCACGGCGCUACAGGAGAUGCAGCAGCAGGUUGAUCAAGGUCCUACCGGUACGAGUACAACAGCAAGCGAAGAUCAUGGUGUGGAUUUCAUGUCGCAAACAAUUUCAACCACCACCACCGUCACCGCCCCGAACAACACCGGUCUUCGGAUUUUCCAGCUCAUCGUCGCGAUCGUGAUCUUCGUAUGCAUUGCAAAAGUAUCGUACUAGUAGAAAUCGCAUGACAAAUUCACGCAGCAUGAGAAAUGGAGUUCGUCAUGCUGUUUUGCCUUGGGAUCGAGAUUUGUAAUGCAUGACUGCGAUUACUACGAGUACGAUACUUUUGCACAGGAUACUUCGUUCUCUCCAUGGGCUCGGCGAUUUUCCGCGUUCGCUACGCCACGAAGGUUUGUAAGCAGUCCAUAAUUGACUUAUGCAACGUGUGCGCCGCCGGCAUGUUUCUGGGGAUGGCCUUUAACCACUUGCUGCCAGAAGCGAUGGAGCUGGCUCCGGAGUUGAAGAACCCGAAACUGAACAUCGUCGGUGUGGGCGGGUUUGCUGGUAUAAGUAGGAGGUUUGUUUUUUUUUGAGCUACGCUCUGAAUUUGUCAUUCGUCUAGCCAUUUUUGCAUAUGCAUGUUGGUAUUGGAUUGCAUCUUUGAAGAAAACCUGAUGCGCGUCGGAGUAGUACAUGUUGACCCCUGAAAAGUUCACUCCCGUUGCUAGGUUACAUGCUGAUCCUGUUCUGCGAGCGCGUCAUCGGGUCUCUUGGAAAGACGCAAGAGAGUGAGCACCAGAAGCUGAAACAAAGAAUCACAUCGAAGAGUGUGCUGUGCGAUUGCGAGUAUGGGGAGGACGAUAAUGCAGCACGAUACCACGGACACGGACAUGGUGACUUUUCAUUAACAAACAUGGAACAAAACAACGGAUACCCGUGUGCCGCAGUUUCAAACGAAGAUCCGGAAUACAACUGUCCUGCAGGAGGAGGGGCAAACGAAGGAGGUUUGGCGAUGCAACCAACAGCGUCAACUACCGGAGUAGUGUCUACAACUUCCUGCACCGACAAAAACUGCACUGUCGAUAGUACAGUAUCAGUAUUGAAGAACAACAGCUGCUCCAAAACACCGUCACUCCCACUCUUGACCGAGGACCAAAACGCGGUGAAAGUAGAGGCUCCAGGAGACGAGCUACAAUUAUGUACGGACCAAGACUGCCCGGACAUAAACGCCACGAAGUGCACGGGGGAUGAGAACUGUCCGGAGUUGUUGGAAAACAAGAACGAUCCAAGACGGAUUUCGGUCUCGGAAGUAGAUUGCCGCGAUGUCACCGGACCAGCGAAAGUAGCAGGAACAACAAAUACAAAUAGCAAAACCUCACCGGCCUGUGCCGGCUCCUCGACGUCCUCUGGGGCGAGUGGCAGCUCUUCAGGGAAAUCUAGUUGCGACCACGAGGACUGUGCAGGAGGACCAUCAUCUUCUACCUCACAGCCGUCCCAUGGGCACGGCCACGGUACUGCUAUUGCUUACGGUUCCUCUGCUACUCCACUACCUCCUUCAUCGCACCACCACAACCGCCACAGCCACUCCUCGGACCACCACGACAGUGAAGAUCAUCAUCAGCACGACUAUGGAAAAUCGAUGAAAAAAGGCGGCAAGGGCGCGUACAUCAUGAUGCUGGCCCUGUCCGUCCACUCCGUCUUUGAGGGGAUUGUAAUCGGCAUAGCGCGAAACUUCCGAACCGCGGCAAUGGUCUCCCUCUGCGUGGUGGCGCACAAGUGGGCCGCGGCGUUCGCGAUCGGCACGGCGUUCGCCACCGCGAACGUACAGCCGGAGUCGAAGAUCUACAAGUUUGUGUCCAUUUUCGCGAUUUCCAGUCCAGUGGGCAUUUUGAUCGGGAUCCUGAUCAGUGAAAUCGCAUUGGAUUCGUUACAGGGCUGCACCUAUGCUGGUGAGGAAAAGUAAGUAUAAUCGCGCUUGUAUUCGUGGUACGGGUUCUUCUUCUUGUAAUGUAUGACUCAGUUCUCUUCCGCUUUCUGACGUGAAUCUACUGUCAGACAAACUUGUACUUGGCGCUCCCUUUUGCAAAAAUAAGAAUUUGUCAUGCUGUUUCUACCAUAGCGCGAUAUUACAUUUGCAAUGCAUAGCACGAAUGCGAUCGCCGCGGGGACGUUGUUGUACAUCAGCAUGUCGGAAUAUGGAAGCGUCAGGUUUGAAAUCGACAAAGUUGAAAUGAUUUGCCAUGCAUGAAAUGCAAUGCAUCAAGCGCCUGUCGUGCCGGGAUGGCAAGUGAGGCAGAUUGUGAGCCUAUUUAGGGUUGGGGAUAGAGCUGCUAAAGGAGCAUGACAAAAGCAGUCUUCUGUGCCCAAACAGCAUGACAAAUUGGAUUCCGGUGCUCUGCAAAUUUGUCAUGCGCCGCUUAGAAAUUGGUCUUCCGACUGGUAUCCAUUUUAUGCAUGACAAAUCAUUUCAACUUUGUCGAUUUCAAACCUGACGCUUCCAUACGGAAGUGAUCCCGGAAGAGUUCGUUCUGACCACGCAGCCUUUGUUACGGUUCUUUUCCUUGUGUCUCGGGUAUUCGGUGAUUGUUGGGGUGCAGAUGCUGGAUACGGAUUGACGAGAAAAAAGAAUGGAGGAUUCUGGCGAUGCAGCUGGCGCUGAUGUAGAAUGUGUUUGCACUUACUUAUUUCUCAGAGCCGAAGUCAAGGCUUUUGCCUCCAUUUGCUUCAGAGACAUUUCUAUGCUAUUUUGCGAAUCCCGCACUGUAAUUUGAUUUUGGUAAGCAGAAGUACUAGCAAGUAGAGGACUUCUAAACAAGGACCAUUGAUGUCAUAAACUAUUCUUGAGUGGCUAUGUUCACCCAAAAUCAAAAAGCUUACGCCAUGCUCGAAAGAAGUAAACUGAUACCAUCCAUCAGCACUGCAACGUCAAUGACUGUACGCAUCUUUACUCGAAGUGGUUCCAAAACGAACAGCAGAAGGUGUUGUAAAUCUGCACUGGUGACAUUCUGAUGAGUUUCAAAGGCACAGUCUCACUCACUCCGGAAGGUAAAACUUGAGGUUCAUCAACAGACUUGGAACAUUCUCAU